GUCAUGGAGAAGAAUGGAAACAACCACAAACUCCGUGUUUGUGUUGCUACUUGCAACCGUGCUGAUUAUUCAAAAUUAGCUCCCAUUAUGUUUGGUAUUAAGGCAGAACCACAGUUCUUUGAGCUUGAUGUCGUAGUGCUUGGUUCCCACCUGAUUGAUGAUUAUGGUAAUACCUAUCGUAUGAUUGAACAAGAUGACUUCGAUAUUCAUACAAGAUUGCACACCAUUGUGAGAGGGGAGGAUGAGGCAGCUAUGGUGGAGUCAGUGGGCCUUGCAUUAGUCAAGUUACCGGAUGUCCUGAACCGCCUGAAACCUGACAUAAUGAUAGUUCACGGGGACAGGUUUGAUGCUUUGGCCCUGGCCACAUCUGCAGCCCUGAUGAAUAUUCGCAUUCUUCACAUUGAAGGUGGGGAAGUCAGUGGGACCAUUGAUGACUCUAUCAGACACGCUAUAACGAAACUGGCCCAUUACCAUGUGUGCUGCACAAGGAGUGCAGAGCAGCAUUUGAUAGCCAUGUGUGAAGACCAUGACCGCAUCCUUUUAGCAGGCUGUCCCUCAUAUGACAAGCUUCUCUCUGCCAAAAAUAAGGACUACAUGAGUAUUAUACGCAUGUGGCUAGGAAGCAAAGAGAUGGUUCGAGUGAUGAGGAAGAAGGGCAUUGAACAUCAUCCCAAUUUUCGGGCAGUAAAACAUGUCCCAUUUGACCAGUUCAUUCAGCUAGUUGCUCAUGCUGGUUGUAUGAUUGGUAACAGCAGUUGUGGUGUCAGAGAGGUGGGAGCAUUUGGUACACCUGUCAUCAACCUGGGGACACGUCAGACAGGAAGAGAGACAGGUGAAAAUGUUCUUCAUGUUCGUGAUGCUGAUACACAGGAUAAGAUUCUGCAUGCUCUACAGCUGCAGUUUGGUAAACAGUAUCCAUGCUCAAAAAUAUAUGGAGAUGGUAAUGCUGUUCCAAGGAUUUUGAAGUUCCUCAAAUCUAUUGACCUCAAAGAGCCAUUGCAAAAGAAAUUCUGUUUUCCUCCUGUCAAAGAUAAUAUCUCACAAGAUAUUGACCAUAUUCUAGAAACACAGAGUGCUCUGGCUGUGGAUCUAGGCGGAACAAAUCUCCGAGUAGCAAUUGUCAGUAUGAAGGGUGAAAUAGUUAAGAAGUAUACACAGCUCAACCCUAAAACUUACGAAGACAGACUAGAAUUAAUUCUAAAGAUGUGUGUAGAGGCUGCAUCAGAGGCAGUAAACGUGAACUGCAGAAUUUUGGGAGUAGGUAUUUCCACAGGGGGACGGGUAAACCCCCGAGAAGGAAUUGUGCUUCACUCUACAAAACUCAUUCAGGAGUGGAGCUCUGUGGAUCUCAGAACUCCAAUAUCUGAUGCUCUGCACCUGCCAGUCUGGGUGGACAAUGAUGGAAACUGUGCUGCUCUAGCAGAAAGGAAAUUUGGUCAUGGAAAAGGAAUAGAAAAUUUUGUAACACUCAUUACUGGUACAGGAAUUGGAGGUGGAAUCAUUCAUCAACACGAACUGAUCCAUGGCAGUUCUUUCUGUGCUGCUGAGCUUGGGCAUAUUGUUGUAUCUUUAGAUGGACCAGAGUGCCUGUGUGGUAGUCAAGGAUGUAUAGAAGCAUAUGCAUCUGGAAUAGCAUUACAGAGAGAAGCUAAGAAACUGCAUGAUGAGGAUCUGCUUUUAGUAGAAGGAAUGUCAAUGAAGAAGGAGGAGGUUGUUAGCGCUGCACAUCUCAUUCAAGCAGCUAAACUUGGGAACACAAAAGCAGACAGCAUUCUCAGAACAGCUGGGACAGCAUUAGGCCUUGGAGUUGUGAACAUUCUGCACACCAUGAACCCCUCUCUUGUGAUCCUUUCUGGAGUUCUAGCUAGCCACUAUGUUAAUGCUGUCAAAGAUGUGAUAAAUCGACAGGCUCUGUCCUCUGUUAAAACUGUGGAUGUGGUGGUUUCAAAUCUAGCAGAUCCUGCUCUUCUUGGAGCUGCUAGCCUGGUACUGGAUUAUACUACACGUAGAAUAUACUAGGUACUUGGAAGAAUUAUAGAAAUGGACUGUUCAAAUUCCUAAUGGGUGGAGGGAAUACUUUGCCCAAAAUUUUUCUUUGAUGAGACCAGCUACUGAAUCAGAGUAGUGUUCCAAACAGUUAGUGACUACUUCAGUAUUUCCUAAAUGAGGUAUUAUCCUUUUGUAUUCUUCCUAAAUUUCAUCUGACUUCAUAGGAACUAAUCUGCAGUUUGGCUGUUUUUAAUCACCUCUGUUGGUAAGCCCAUAUGUUGCUUUAAGUGCAGUUGAAUUAUUUAUGAGCAUAUCUUGAUGUAUGGUGGGGAAUAUGUGUAUGAUGUGUCACAUUAGAGCUAACAUUUGGGGAUUCGUAUCUCAUUUCCCACCUAUGUGAAAUGGGAAGUCUACAAUGUGACCAGCUUUUCAGUUUCCAGGCUUCCACCCACAAAGUAAAUAUGAUGUAGUCACCAACAUCAGGUAGUAAUUUCAGUGGGUGGAAGUGAGGGAAGUUGCCUCUACAAUCAAAAAGGCUGCAUCUAAAAAUUGUGGUUCAUAAAGGACUUGGUGGAGGCAGUUAUUUAUUACAUCAUCUUUAGAGGGCAGAGUCCCACUUUAGAAGCUUUGCAUACGAAGGAAAAAGAUCUUCUAGUGAGCUUACAGCCUGCAGAGCAGUUCAAACUGACAAGUAUAGCAGUGAGCAUCUUUGCCUUCUGGCUAUGGCCAACAGUAAAUUAUUUUAAUUUUGUUGUUUGGGGUUUUCUCAAGGGACUUAGUCUACUACUUUGUCUGCCAAAUUAGCAGAGAGGGGCCUGUUUAUUCUCUGGUAGCCAGUUAGCUGAAAUUCAGCUAUGUGGCGCAUCUGAGCAUAAAGACUCAACCUUUCAAGAAAUCUCUUCCACUGUAUAGUCACAUAGUGCAUCUCCUCAUCAGUUCUGGUGUCUGCAGGUACACUGUUCUUGUCCAGCAUUCACCAUCAGCUUGCAGGAUGGAAAGUAAAAUCUGAGUCUCAUCCUCACCUUCAAGACAUUCAGAAGCCUGGGAGCAAAGUAUGUCAAAUAUCAGUGAAGGCUUGCCUAAGUAAACUAUGGUUUAUGUUUCUUUAACUAGUCCUUCCUGAUAUAUAGCUUUGUCUUUACCCUGCUGCUUUUUAGCCCACUUUCAAGAUACUGUAGUAAUGACAACUAUUUGACACAAGAAAAAAACCUGAAAAACACACCCAUCUAACCGAACAGUGAUCCCAGAAAAAAGAUGCCUGUGCAGCAGCAGUCACAGGACCAUCCUCCGUCCUGCAUUUAAUGGCCUAUUUUGACAUCUAACUCAGCCACCACUGAUGAGAUUCUCAGAAGCCCAGUAAUGUACUAGUACAGGGGAAUAAAAGGGGCUAUUUCCACGCUCGAACUUCUCCAACCAAAAUGAAACAACCUUCUGCAACCACUGCCCUCUCCUGUACAAUAAUCUAGGAUAGAAUAGCUGUUAGUAUAGUGAACCACUUGCUGGGUAAUUCUGGGAUACAGUCUACAGAAAUUGCCUUCAAUUCUUUCGCAAGGAAUGCUUAUUGAGAACUCACAUCUUUAUAGCAGACUUUAGAAACACCACCAGAUCUCCUUCUUGCUGUCUCCAGGAGUAAUUGCACAGCCUCUAAUCCACAGUUUUUCUCAGAAUCGGCAAAUGCUGGCUCUUAACCAUUUGCAAAGUUGUAGUAGGCUUUAUGUCAACCAGGGGUUCUUAGUUCCUUUUCCUGUGUGUCUUGGUUUACUUGGUGAUUCCCAGUAACUUCAAUACCAGAGCAGUAGCUCCAUGAACAGGUCAAGGAGAAAUUGGCUUUGCUCUACAGUGAUAGUAGCUCAGGUCAGGAGUAACAGUAGUGAGGUUCUAACAGAGAGGAACCCUGUCAUUUGAUCUUGCUAUCCUGUAGCAGCACAAGGAAUGCCUGACUAGAAGUGGGACCAGGCUUUUGCUUUGCAGACCUCCUGAAGCUAGGGUAUUUUUGAUAUCUCAGGCUCCAGAUACGUUUUUCCCUAGCAGAUGAAGGGAGGGUGCAGGCAUACAGAAAACAUGAAAGACUAAAACAUACUUGAAAAGUUUACUCUGAAAAACUUUACUGUCUAGGUGAUUAAGAAAAUGGUUCUUCAGCUGCUUUUGAAAAUGUUUUUCUGUCAACUGGACAAGAACCUGCUGCAUAUGUGGAAGUGGUGCA
Gavia stellata (red-throated loon) is the source of this 4192-nucleotide messenger RNA. RefSeq names its product glucosamine (UDP-N-acetyl)-2-epimerase/N-acetylmannosamine kinase (gene GNE). Bases 4 to 2019 code for a protein of 671 amino acids. The record is from RefSeq and is a predicted model, not a curated record. The transcript is spliced from 10 exons. Gene Ontology annotation, molecular function: UDP-N-acetylglucosamine 2-epimerase activity; N-acylmannosamine kinase activity; hydrolase activity, hydrolyzing O-glycosyl compounds. Gene Ontology annotation, biological process: UDP-N-acetylglucosamine metabolic process. NCBI's taxonomy places the organism in Eukaryota, Metazoa, Chordata, Aves, Gaviiformes, Gaviidae.